This is a messenger RNA of Eutrema salsugineum, 1491 nucleotides long. Its product is annotated as ferredoxin--NADP reductase, root isozyme 1, chloroplastic. The transcript has 5 exons. Gene Ontology annotation, molecular function: oxidoreductase activity. The record is from RefSeq and is a predicted model, not a curated record. Bases 227 to 1360 code for a protein of 377 amino acids. NCBI's taxonomy places the organism in Eukaryota, Viridiplantae, Streptophyta, Magnoliopsida, Brassicales, Brassicaceae.
GAGGAGCCAACCAAUUGAGAAUUUGCAGACAGUGUGGGCUGUUUUUUUGUUGGUUUGUGUCUUUUCUGGGCCUCGAAAGGAUCUUCUUCUUCUCACCCUUUCACUAUAAACCCAGAAAAUCCUCUGUAACUUUUGUUUCUCGAUCAUUCUUUACUCGAUUGCGAUCUAAUUCUUAUAAUCAUAUUCUUUUUCGUCUGGAGAAAAUCUCAUCCUUUUCUCCAUCGCCAUGGCUCUCUCAACACACCCAUCUCAGAUGUCUGUUGCACUUCCCACUGGAAUUGAUGGGUCGAGCCGAUCUAUGAUUAAGGUGCAAAGUAUAAGCUUCACUGAGAAGUCAUGGGGUCCUCUUCUGAGAUUAGAUUCGAAAUCCAGGAAACUAAGUUUGAAAAAACGGUCCACUAUAUGUAUGUCACUUCAGCAAGCAAGCAGAUCCAAAGUCUCAGUUACUCCUCUAGAACUUGAAGAUCCCAAAGAGACUCCUUUAAACUUGUACAAGCCUAAGGAGCCUUAUACAGCGACGAUUGUUUCUGUAGAGAGAAUUGUUGGUCCACAAGCACCUGGAGAGACUUGCCACAUUGUAAUUAAUCAUGAUGGCAAUGUUCCUUAUUGGGAAGGACAGAGCUAUGGAGUGAUUCCUCCUGGUGAGAAUCCUAAGAAACCUGGUGCUCCUCACAAUGUACGCCUUUAUUCGAUUGCAUCAACAAGAUAUGGAGAUUCUUUUGAUGGCAAGACAGCUAGUCUAUGUGUCCGUCGAGCUCUUUACUAUGAUCCAGAGACGGGAAAGGAAGAUCCUUCCAAAGCUGGUGUGUGUAGUAACUUCUUGUGCAAUGCUAAACCCGGGGAUAAAGUCAAAAUCACCGGUCCUUCGGGAAAGGUAAUGCUUUUACCUGAAGAUGAUCCAAAAGCAACUCACAUAAUGAUAGCUACUGGAACCGGAGUUGCUCCAUACAGAGGAUAUUUGCGGCGUAUGUUUAUGGAGAAUGUUCCUAAUUUCAAGUUUGAUGGACUCGCGUGGCUCUUCCUCGGUGUGGCUAACUCAGACAGUCUUCUCUACGAUGAAGAAUUCGCUGGUUACCUCAAGGACAAUCCAGAGAAUUUCAGGUACGAUAAAGCGUUGAGCAGAGAAGAGAAGAACAAGAAAGGAGGGAAAAUGUAUGUGCAGGACAAGAUUGAAGAGUAUAGCGACGAGAUAUUCAAACUUCUUGACAAUGGAGCUCAUAUCUACUUUUGUGGGCUUAAAGGAAUGAUGCCAGGGAUUCAAGAUACGCUCAAGAGAGUCGCGGAAGAGCGAGGCGAGAGCUGGGAGAAGAAACUUACUCAGCUCAGGAAGAACAAGCAAUGGCAUGUUGAAGUUUAUUGAGUUUUGUAAUAGUAGUCUCUCUGUAUUUUCUACAUCUCUGCAGUUGAAUAAAUUGUGUGAUGAUCCAUUUUUAUGGAUGAUAAGACUCAGAUAGCUUAGACUGAUUUUCUAUUUGAAUGGUUAAGUUAUUG